Messenger RNA from Lingula anatina, 7277 nucleotides. RefSeq lists its product as uncharacterized. Gene Ontology annotation, biological process: negative regulation of transcription by RNA polymerase II; peptidyl-lysine dimethylation. NCBI's taxonomy places the organism in Eukaryota, Metazoa, Brachiopoda, Lingulata, Lingulida, Lingulidae. Gene Ontology annotation, cellular component: chromatin; nucleus. The record is from RefSeq and is a predicted model, not a curated record. Gene Ontology annotation, molecular function: histone H3K9 methyltransferase activity; zinc ion binding; p53 binding.
AAAGGAAAAGCGCGCGAAAGUCUUCGUGGGAGGUUCAGUCACUUCGCGCAUGCGUACCGCGAAGAUUUUAAACAUGGCGGAAUCCAGGACGCUGAUGUAAUGAAACGUUGCAGUUACAUAUAUCAACCUCACAGCCUACCAGACGUGUAUAUAAUUGGUCAGUGAGACGAGCUGUUCCUCCCUGGUCCUCUGUAGUAGGCUCAGAAUGAAGGAGGCUUUGCUGGGGAGUGCAGACACCAUCACCAUGGAAACCAGACAAAAACAACUGGAGAAAGAGAAAAACAAUGAAAAGGAUCUUAAGCCAGACUCUGAAACCAGCACAGACAAAACAGUCACAGAAAAUAUGAAAGUCAACAGCAAGGAAAAUUGGACCAAUGGUCCAGAUAAGCAAGUCCAAGAGAAAGAAAACAAGACGACAGAAAUAAGUAGUGUGUCUGUAGAUACUACAUCUGCUACUACUGCUCCAAGUGUGAUGGCCAGAAGGAGGGGACCUCGCGCAAAAAUGAGCGUUGCCUCACCAACUAAGACUGCCAUCUCUGAUUUUCGAGAAAGACAAGCCGCUGCAGCCAGGGGGGAAGGGUCUGGGUUUGUUGCGCGAAGAGUUUCUGCUCGAAAAUCUAUCAGCGAUUCUAGUCAUAAUAAGCAGCUACCAAAAACUCACGAAUCACUGGACCAAAUUGAUGAACUUUUACAUGGAGAGGAAGCUCCAUCUGAGCCUUUGAUUGAGCCAGAUUCUACGACUAAUGAGGCGGAGCCUUUGCUUUCAGCACAGGAACCUCCCAACUUGUCUCAGAAUGCACCUUUGAAAAUUGAUGAACCCAAAAUAGACACAGAUAAAAAUGAUUCUCUUUUGACUCAAAACUUCAGUGAAAAGUUUCAGAUUUUUAAAGCCAAGAAGUCAUUGCCCUCACUCACAUCUUUUAAGGCCAGAAAGUCAUUUCCCUGCACUUUUGAUAAAGUUCUUACAGGAGAAAAACCUCUUCCUCAAAAAGCUAAGAAAAGUUUUGUUUCCAGAAAAGCAGAUGAGGUCACCAUGGUGAAUCUUGCUCCCCUAGCUAAUGUUAAGUUGCGUCUGCCGGAUAUUGAAAGUGCCCUUGGUAUAAGACCCAAAUCCGUUUCUAGCAGUGGUCAGAGAAAAAGCACAGAGCCAGAAAGUGGCAAAACACAAACUGACAACAGUAACAUUUUUGAAAUUGCAAAAACAAUUGGCGCUGGGUUGCCAAGUGACCUCGUAGAAACCUCUGAAAGUGUGGAUUCACAGUCCAUGGAUGAGUCCGUGGAUGGCUAUUCCGAUAGCAGUGGACUUUCUGAACAGACAAGACAAAAGCGAACUGCUCUGAGAGAGAAUGCUAGAAAGAGGGAUGUCCACUGGAGGAAGAAAAAAAGGAGCCGGUUUGGUGGAACAUAUGAUUUAUUUAUAUCCAGAAAACGUAAAGCUGCACAACUUGAAAGAAAGAGAAAACUGAAAGAAAUGGAGUCUGAACAACAGGAUGGUGAGGUUGACAGGGAAACCUCUUUGGGCCUGGCUCAACAGACGUUGGUCAACUCCACUCAAGUUCCCUCUAAAGAUACAUUGAACUUUAGUGCUAUAGUUGAACUUCUAAAAAAGCCUGUGUCGGCUGGCAUAUCCCCACAGCACAUCUCGGCCAAUGCAUCACCAGGUAAUACAGUAUUGAGUACCAAUUCAGGACUGCCAUCUGGUCCAGAAUCGGGGGUAGAUGUUGUCAGCCCGAGUCCAGUUGACAAACAGGAGUCCAGCAAGUGGUCUGAAUGGCCCUUGUCCAAUCUGCGGUACAGACUUCAAAGGCUCACCCCCCAGGAGAGGGCCAAAUUUCAGUUAAGGAGCAAGGGGAGGAGAGGGGGGAGGGCUUUACUUGGUGGAAGAGCACAAACUAAUGUCAGCGACAAUGAGGAAAUGAAGAGUCCUUUACGUAGAAAGAAAAGAGGAAGAGGCUGGCCGAAAGGAGUUCCUAGGAAAAAAAUAGUAGAAGUUCAAGAAGAAAAAGAUGAGCACGUGGGAGACCAUGAUGACAGCGACAAAGGGCAGGAUGUCAACUUGCGUGAAAGAACAAGAAGUAGAAGUAGGGGAAGAGAAAGUAAGGAAGAGAGCGAAAAGGAUCGAGUGUCAACUGAUGGUACUAGGAGAGAGGAAAAUAUUAUAAAGUCAGAAACCUUGAUAAAUUUUAACUCGUCCCUAGAGAAAAAUGAUAAACCUGAAACUAAAUGGAGUAAAACCGAAAUAACAGCAAAGGAAGCAGAGGAGUUAGAAAAAAGAAGAGAGGCAGCAAAGGCAAAAGGCAAUACGACGUUAGAUGAGUGGAUUAAUUCUGGAAAUGCUACCAAAAUAAGGGUUUUGAAACCAGCGACUAUUGCUAAAAUGUUGAUAGAUGAUGGAGGUUCUAAUACAGAAACUGCGCAGUCUCAAACUCCAAAGGAAGAAAAAAUUGUACCAGAUCUCCCUAAGCCAACAUUGGAUCUCAUUGUUAAAAGCACAAAGGCAGAAGCUGAAAGUCCGCAAGACACAUCAGGCAAAGACAAAGCAGAUGGUACUGAGGAAGAAGAUGCAGAAACAUCUAAAACAGAGAUCGGACCAGAGAAAGAAGAAAUCAUCAAAUCUGAACACACAUAUAUUGACAGUAAAGAGGGCAAUGAUAAUGAUGAUGACACAGAUGUUGAAAUUAAAGACUUACAACAAUAUACCUCUAACUGUGACACAGAUGAGGAACUUGAAGAAGGAGCUACCUCAGAUAGUUGCUCAAGAAGAAGUACCAGGCUUAAAAGGAAAGCAGAAGUUUUGGAUGAUGAUUCGGGCAGUGUAUCCUCAAACAACACCACCAACACUGAUGUGGACGCCAACAGAGCCAAGAGACAGAGAACGGCCACCACAGAGUCCCCUCCUGUUGUUUCACUACCACAGACCUCACAAAUGCCUCCAGUUUUACCGUCCAACAUCAUCGUGACGGUUCCUACACAUCCCCCACAGCUUAUCUUGGCCACAAUGGUGUCGGUGGCGCCCCAGAGUGGCAUGCAGGUGAUGCCAGUGUCAACACUACCUAUUACAACUGUGAGCAGUAUAACAAAUGUGGAGCAGGUGAAACUAAGGUCACUGCUGACGGAACCCAGGAAGGUCAAUUCUGCCGCUCUGGUGACGUCGAGGUCGCCUGUGGUGCAGGAUGUAAAGCCUGCCACCCAGCAGACCUUGCCCCCACAGAUGUUUGGUGGUGUUCCCCUGCCAGUGACCCCUCCAAAGACCCCAGACACUGCCAGCGUGGCCAGCACAUCCAGUAACAAUAGUAUCAGGUCCACCAGCCCUGCUGCUGCUACUACUGAUAAGAUUCCAUCAAUAAAGAAGCUACAUCCAAUUCUGCCUGCACACGACCGUGACCUCAUUCCUUUGUGUUGUUGCAAGAUCAAUGGCACGGCCUUUGCCAACAUGAACCGCACAGUGUAUUGUCAAGCCUUGGAAUCCAUUGAUGGGAAGAUCACUGGUUGCUGUAACCGUGUCUCCCUCUCUAUGCUGGUGCGUCCAGCGGUGAAGAUCCCCUUCAUGGCGGUCUGUGAGGUCCACAGGAAGCGUCUUAAGCUACAUCAGUGUUGCCCUGGCUGUGGUAUCUACUGCUCUCAGGGCAAGUUCUACCAGUGUAAAAAGGAAGGAGGCUCUGUGAUCCACAUCUUCCACAAGGAGUGUCAGGUGUUUAAGGACAGCAAAUUUUACUGCCCUCAUUGCGGAGAAGAGUCCUUGCAGUGCGAGGUGAACAUCAGGCUGAACGAACCCAGCAGCGUGUCGAUGACCUCGUCUGAUUUGGUGCGGAAGACAAAGCCAAGUCCCAGCAAAGCCCGUAUGAGUUGGAGUGAACUGAAAGAUGCCAAAUCAGAAGGUUUGGACUUAAAUGAGGAAGUGUUCAGUCAUACUUUCAAGUCUGGGAAAACACUGUCCACAGCUGGUAUGAGACCAGGUGCAUUUAAAGGAGAUAUCAAAAGAUUGGUGGAACUGCUGGAGAUGGAAAGACCCAAAAAAUAUCGUGCCUUGCCUAAGAAUAUCUACAUCCCAGUCAAAGCUCAAGAAACUGAGAAAGUUCUUUUUAUGCUCGCCGAUGGAGCUGAGCCCAAUGAAAAGUUUGAAGAAAACAAUGGGCAGACAGUACUCCAUGUAGCAGCUGAAAGCGGGCAGAGACUCAUGGUGUACUUAUUACUGCAGGCUGGGGCCAGUCCCAAUGUGUCAGACAAAGAUUUCUACACACCCUUAAUGAGGGCAGCAGAGAAUAACCAUGUGGAAAUCAUGGAAGAUUUGAUCAGAGCAGGGGCAGAGGUUCAGGCGAAGGGUGAGGAUGGUAUGACCUGUCUCCAUGUUGCGGCCAGGUCUGGUCACUUAGAGUCCAUCAAGUACUUGUUAACUGUUGACCAGGUAGACAUCAAUGUCAAGGAUGACGGUGGCUGGUCCCCAAUAGUUUGGGCCUCGGAGCACAGCCAUGUUGAAACUGUCAAAUACAUGCUGGAUCAUGGAGCUGACCCUAACAUGAGGGACAAUGAAGAGAACAUAGCACUGCACUGGGCAGCUUUCUCUGGGAGCAUAGACAUUGCUGAGCUGUUCUUAAACUAUGGGUGCGAUUUGGAGAGUGUGAAUGAACAUGGAGACAAACCUUUACACAUAGCCGCCAGACAGGACCAUUACGAGAGUGUUGUAUUAUUCUUAGCUCGUGGUGCUGACAGUGAAGCUAGAAACAGAGAAGAGGAAACCCCAUUAUCAUGCUGCCCCAACAGAGACAGCCCAACGUGCUUAGCUCUGAGGGUGAACAGACAUUUGAGAAGUCUAGCCAUGGCGAAAAGGAUUCAACGACCUGAGAGACUACUUCACAGGGAUAUUUCCUUGGGCCGAGAACAAAAUGUAAUAGCCUGUGUCAAUGCAAUAGAUGACUAUGACUAUCCAAGGGACUUUGUAUAUGUUAUUGAGAAUGUUCAGACGGAGCCCAUGAAUAUAAAUAAUCUUAUAACAAGCUUGCAGCAUUGCAAGUGCAGAGAUGACUGUGCCUCACUUCUGUGUAACUGUAGCAGGAAUAGUGUCAGGUGUUGGUUUGACAAGGAGGGUCGCCUUGUACCAGAGUUCAAUCAAGCUGAGCCUCCAUUACUAUUUGAAUGUAAUAAAGCCUGCAGCUGUUGGAUGACUUGCAGAAAUCGCGUGGUGCAAAAUGGGAUCAGUACCCGUCUGCAGUUGUUCAGAACCAAUGGCAGAGGUUGGGGAGUGCGCACAUUACAAGACGUACCUCAGGGAACAUUUAUAUGCGAAUACAUAGGGGAACUGAUCUCAGAUUCUGAAGCUGAUAGAAGAGAAGAUGAUUCAUAUCUUUUUGAUCUGGAUAACAAGGAUGGUGAAACUUACUGCAUUGAUGCAAGGCAUUAUGGCAACGUCAGUCGUUUUAUCAAUCAUCUUUGUGAACCCAACGUCAUUCCUGUCAAGGUGUUUAUUGAGCACCAAGAUCUACGAUUUCCGAGGAUCUGUUUCUUUGCGUCCAGGGACAUAAAAUCAGGGGAAGAAUUAGGCUUUGACUAUGGUGAAAAGUUCUGGAUUAUUAAAUGGAAACAAUUCACCUGUGCUUGCCAAUCUCCAAAAUGUAAAUAUAACAGCACAACUAUCCACCGUACUAUAGAGGAGUACAAUGCUAGGCAAGAGGAGGAACAUGGAGAAUGAAAUAAGAGAGCUCAAGACAACCAUCUAUUAUGAUAUACAGAAUGUCCAGUAAGGAGGGAAGCCACAGGGGAAGGGCAGCGGUGGUUGAAUAGUACCCUUUAAACUGUGAAAAUUCAGUUUUGAAGAGGAAGAUAGAAACUGAAAAUAUAGCACAUCAAUCCAGACAUCUGUCAUACAAAAGAAAUGUUCAGUGUAAGAAAUACAGGAAAGAGAUAAUGGUAUUGAAUUGGUAUUGACUACUGUGUGGUUUAAUUCAAAGUCAGGCAGGUAGAGGGGUGAGAAUGAAGAGAAGGAUCAUGUCAGUACCCAGGAGUAUUUGGCAGAAAAUAUGUCAGUGAACAAGAAAAGAGAGGAAAACUGUCGGGGACCAUGCCAAGGCCACAGAGUAAUUUAGUGUUUCACCAAGGCUAAAAAGAAAACUUGGUAUUAACAAAAAAGCAACAGGCACAGCGGCCAUUUUGUUUACAUCCCAAACAGAACCAAUAUUAAAUACUGUCACACAUAAAGUUACAACUAAAUAGGCACUGUAGUCACACACUUUAAUUGCACACAGUAUUUUUUGAAUGAGAAAUAUUAUUCUUUUUUUGGCAUCAUUUUUAGAAGUUGGUGGCUUUGAAUGUAGAUUAUUUAAAGUGAUUGUGGACAGUUGUAUGUCUGCAAAGAAUCUUAUUCACCUCUUAAAGAAUUAUAUAUGCUCCAUUUUGUUUUCAUCAUAAAGUGCAUGCUAGAUAGCCACACCAUAAAUUAUUUUCUGUAUGGUUUCUCUUGUCUUGGAAUGAAAUUUCUGUAAUGGAAGUGAUUUAUUAUUACCUCGCAUUAUGAUAAGACUUUUAGUGGGUGGAUUUUACACAUUUUACAUACAACCAAGCAAUUUGGUUAAUUGCUGUAAGAUAAGAGCAAGGGAAGUUGCCUGGCAAAAUAUUAUUGAAGAGGGUGUAAAUAGUUGAAUUAUACAUGUCUGUAAAUUUAUUUAGUAUCAUGUGGUAUAUACAAGUAGUAUAGUUAUUUACAUCCUGAUAACUAUUAGAUGCAUAUUGGUACUGUAACAUGCAAUUUUAUUGUUUUAGCUCAAGAAAUAUUUACUUAAUUUCAUGAAAUAGUUGAAACUUGCGUGAGAGAGGAGCUGAUUUGAGGUUUUAAACCAGCAGAUUAUGUUUUUGAGUGCAAAAGUGUCUAAUCUUGUUAAGAGCUUUGUUAGUUAUUUUUAAAAUGUUCAGGCAGAUAUUUGGCUAUAAAGCAACAGUAAUUUUUAACUGUGAAUGUGCAGCAAGCUUGGAUUUAUUGCGUGUGGCUUUAUAGUUCUUAAUUAAAAAAUGCAUUUUUAAAAAAUCCACUUUUCACCAAAAUAUGCAUUCUCAGUUUUAAUAAUUAUUUUUGCAGAAAUAGAAAAAAGGCUUAAAAUGAAGAAAAAAAGGUCCACUUUUCAGUCUUUUUUUUACAUCUCUCAUAAUCAUUUUAUUUUCAAUACAUUGUCUAAUAUUUUUGCAAAAGAAAUCAUCACCUGCCUAAAGAAGCUUUUGAGUGGUCAUUCAUUUUCAGCAAAAUUGUCAAAUUUUACUGGAUCUCAUAUGCUUAGUGAUAUUGUUUUUGU